Messenger RNA from Colletotrichum godetiae, 3012 nucleotides. Its product is annotated as fungal-specific transcription factor. Lineage: Eukaryota; Fungi; Ascomycota; Sordariomycetes; Glomerellales; Glomerellaceae. Gene Ontology annotation, molecular function: DNA binding; zinc ion binding; DNA-binding transcription factor activity, RNA polymerase II-specific. Gene Ontology annotation, cellular component: nucleus. The transcript is spliced from 2 exons. Gene Ontology annotation, biological process: regulation of DNA-templated transcription; DNA-templated transcription. The record is from RefSeq and is a predicted model, not a curated record. Bases 1 to 3012 code for a protein of 1003 amino acids.
AUGUUCCCGACCUCGCAUCGCCCCUCCGUCUCCUCCAUCGAUGGUCGCCAAAACUCAAUAACAGUCAUGCCUGUCGGCUUUGGGAACGCCAUGAACCAGCGACGCCAUAGUAUCAUAACUUCGGAAGAUGGCAGCCAGGACAGCGGCCACGCCGAGCACAACCCACUCGAGGAUGCCGGUGCCGACGAGUUUGGCCUACCUACGCAAAUCGCCGGCAACGGGUCCGACCUAGGCGGGAAAUCCAAGGACGACAAGACAGACCAGACGCCCGCUUGGAGCGAGUUGAAGACCAAGGCCGGUAAAGAACGAAAGCGACUUCCUUUAGCGUGCAUCGCAUGCCGACGUAAAAAGAUUCGAUGUUCGGGAGAAAAGCCGGCGUGCAAGCAUUGCCUUCGAUCAAGGAUUCCCUGCGUGUACAAGGUGACGACCAGAAAAGCUGCGCCGAGGACCGACUACAUGGCCAUGUUGGAUAAGCGACUGAAGCGCAUGGAGGAACGCAUCAUCAAGAUUGUGCCGAAAAACGAACAAGACUCCAAUGCGGUUUCGCUGACCCGCGCCGUGGUUAAACCGGCAAUUCCGGGAACCCUCCCCGCGGCUAAGGCCAACUCCAAGAAGCGAGUUGCCGACGAAGCAUUUGGCCAGGAUCUCGACCACUGGGCAAAAGCGCCGGCCAAGACGAGAAUUGACACGCCGAAUAAGAACUUGUCGUUGCAAGCGCAGGAAGCGGAGGAGAAUAAGCUCUUCCUCGAGGGGCUCGAUGCACUUCCGUCCAAGGAGAUUCAGGAACAUUUAGCCGAGGUAUUUUUCGAGAACAUUUACGGCCAAGCAUACCACCUGCUCCACAAGCCCAGCUACAUGAGGAAACUCAGAGCUGGCACUCUUCCGCCAGUACUCAUACUGUCUGUUUGCGCCGUAGCCGCCCGCUUUUCCAGCCACCCGAAACUCAACAACUCUUCACCAAACUUUCUUCGCGGAGAAGAGUGGGCGUCACACGCCCGGGAUAUCUGCACCAGGCGGUAUGAGUGGCCGAACAUCACGAUACUAACAUGUCUACUUAUCCUCGGCCUGCACGAAUUUGGUACUUGCCAUGGCGGUAGGAGCUGGGCUCUCGGAGGCCAAGCAAUCCGCAUGGCGUUUGCUCUACAACUUCACAAAGAUUUAGACCACGACCCCCUGAACCGCAGCGGAGCAUCGCAGCUGAGUUUUAUUGACCGCGAGAUCCGACGCCGGACAAUGUGGGCAUGUUUCCUCAUGGACCGGUUCAACUCCUCCGGUACCGAACGACCAACCUUUGUGAGGGAAGAGACGAUUGAAAUUCCUCUACCGAUCAAAGAAAAAUAUUUCCAGCUCGACAUGCCAGCGCCAACGGAAACCCUCAAUGGAAAGGUCCCUCAUCCCGUGUCUGCCGAGGAUGGCCAAAUGGCCGAUGCCAAAGAGAACAUGGGCGUUGCGGCUCACAUGAUCAAGACCAUCGCUCUCUGGGGCAGGGUCAUCAACUAUUUGAACCAAGGAGGAAAGGAGCUCGACCCUAAUCCCAUCUGGAGCCCAGAAUCCGAAUACACCAAGCUGCUGCAGCAGUCUGAAGAUUUGCUCGAUAACCUUCCAGAAUUCCUCCGCUACUCCCCAGAGAACGUGGCGCUCCACGACACGGAAAAGAUGGCCAAUCAAUUCCUGUUCCUCCACAUCGCGAUGCAACAAAACGUCCUGUUCCUCAACCGAGUUGCCGUUUCAACGCCAAACAGCCCCGCUGCCCAAGGCGUUCCUCGGGAAUUUGUCGCCAAGGCAGGCGACAAGACGUUUGCAGCCGCCAACAGGAUUUCCGAGGUUCUCAAAGACGCCGAGUCUCAUAUGGUGACUGCCCCCUUUGUCGGCUAUUGCGCCUUUUCGUCUGGAACGAUCCACAUACUCGGCAUCUUCUCUGGCAAUCCUGCCGUUGAGGCAACAUCGAAACGAAACCUGGCGACGAAUGUCAAGUUCCUUUCAAAGAUGAAGAGGUAUUGGGGCAUGUUCCACUACAUGUCGGAGAACCUGCGUGAGCAAUACCGGACAUACGCCGACGCCGCCAGACAAGGCAACUCGACAAAGGAGACGUCAACGGCUUCCCCCAUCUUCCAGUACGGCGACUGGUUCGACCGAUACCCCCACGGUGUUUCCCAAUCCGAUUUUUCCGACCCGGCAUCUACGAAGAAGAAGGAGAAGGGCGACGACGCUGUGUUGGAGCAGAAACCGGAAUUGCACACCGUGGAGGAAUACUUUACGAGUUUGUCGCCACCGCGCAGCACAGAAGGCAAUUCGUCCAGGCCCAACCCGCUUAAACGCAAGUCUUUUGUCGGCAAGAAACUCGGUACUCCGGGCAUCAGAGCAGAUGGAAGCCAGCUGGAACCCCUUUCCACCGAGAACAUUGCUGCCACGGCGCAAGAGCAACUUAGCGCCCGCAUGCAACAACAAAGAGGCAUGCAGCAGGGCUCGCUUGGCGGCCAGACCAGCGGGCCGACCAGCUUCAACCCGCUCACCGUGCCACAUUCGCAGGGUUCCAACUACCACGCCCUAUCUCCCAUCAGUCCCAUUGCCGUCAGCCAGUACGGGCACCACCACCCGGGCACUACGUCAUUCUUCUCUCCCGACUUGCUCAACAUGUCGAUGAACCAACAGAACGGCAUUUUGCAACCCCUGGACCGGCAGCUCGUGUUUGGCGGGUACUCUAUGGAACAGGGCAACAUGAGCCACUUUGACGGCAUCGACUGGGACGGCAUGCCCAGUAGCGCCCACAGCGCACCGGGAGGAGCGCACAGAGAAGGCGCCCGCUCGCGUCCAUCGCGCGGCGGUCCCAACGGCAUGGGCGGGCCCGGCCACGGACACGGAGACGGCAUGGGGUUUGGAGGCCAGGAGGCGUCGACGGCGUGGUUCAUGCCCUUUAACAUGGAGCCGCCCGAAAUUGGGCAGGACAUGGGCAUGAAUAUUGACGGGUUCGGCAACAUGUUUGGCAGUGGCUUGCAUCACGGAGCACGAUGA